Uranotaenia lowii is the source of this 1395-nucleotide messenger RNA. Its product is annotated as protein unzipped-like. The coding region runs from base 88 to 1395 and encodes 435 amino acids. The record is from RefSeq and is a predicted model, not a curated record. NCBI's taxonomy places the organism in Eukaryota, Metazoa, Arthropoda, Insecta, Diptera, Culicidae. The transcript has 8 exons.
UACAAACUCGUAAAACGUGUAACAACAAUAAGAUUCAUAACCUUGGUUAAUUGCCCGGACAUUAUCGUCGUCGGCGUCGUCGUCAACAUGUCUACUCGAAGGCCCAAUAGUAGGAGUUGGAACCGGAGAAGUGGAAGUGCCGGAAAUGCACUGCUGACAGUUUUGCUGCUCCAGUUGGCCACCAGCAUCGGAAGCAGUCUGGCCAUGACCAACAGCGUGUUCAAAGCGUUUAGCAAAGAUCAAACGGUCACAUCCAGCACCCUGGCCUGGGAGAAAUUCAACGGGGAGAAGCUGCAGCUGCAGAACGCCGUGAAACUGUAUGACCCUGUCGAACAUCCCCGGUAUCGGGAGCUGGUGGAAAGUGAUCAGCUGGCCCACACACCGUUCGUGUGCCGGAUACAGAUCGAGGGUAUCUUCUGCGUCGGGCAGACGCACAUGGAAGACACCUCGACCAUUUGCACCGCAUCGCUCCAAUCGGACAUUCGCCGGCAUCGGAUGUUCGAAAUCCUGAUCAAUCGGGGCAACGGCGGCAAGCUGAAGUGGCAAUCGUGGAACAAAUACCGGACGGAGAAAUUCCUAGGAGCUGUGAGCGCCAGCAAUGGAAAGGUUGACGAUUACUACGUCGCUCGGUACAAGCUGGAUCAUCACAGCCACCAUCAUCCGUACAUUGUGGGCAAUUACGACCCGCUGGAAAAGCUGGGCGGUCGAAUUUUCGCUCCCCUGCCAGGAGUUCCCGAUUCGGUGGAGCACGAACGUGGCGAUAUUCUGGUGGAAAUCGAACCGGUCCAGUACGAGCUGAGGGAUAUUAAGCUGAACAAAUUGCGUACCGUUAUCCGGAAAAAUACUACCAUUCUAGGAGCCACCGUUUUGUCGAACGAUGAGGACAUUACGAACCAAGCGGAAACGGUCAUCACGUACGAUUACGCCAAGGUUAGCUACUACGGGCGCCAAGAGAGUGUUGUCAAUGGGGUUCAGACUAAGGUCAUUGAUCCGCGGACCCAGCAGCCGGUUGAUAUGUACUGGGGCGUGGAGCUGACCGAGAGGAAGUUUGAGACGAAAGCCAUCAAUACGAUUCUGCAGCCGGGCACGGCCAUCAAUGUGACUUUGUUGGGUAAUUACACCGAAAUGGAGGCACCCUACCAUGCGCUGCUGAAGGCGUACUACAACGAUAACAGUGAUCCGGUGCCGAGGAAACUGAAUGGAUACGGAAUACCCCCCGUUAGUUGUAUUCGGCUGGCCCCAACACAUUUUACUGCCCCAUCCAGCACUUCAGCCAUUGAGCAACCGAAGCAGAAAAACAUCAAUGCAGUCACACAGAUCAGUCCGUCCGAGGAACAGGUUUCUUUCCUCAACUAUCGCGGUAGCACCUUAUUCAUGCAACAGUUCUCGGUUUAG